ACCUCAGGCGUUCGUGCCGAGCGUUAAAACAUCUACUCACUCUCAACUGCUAGUAACUUGCCGCAAUUGUUCAUAAUUCAGUUUGUCAGUCGUGUGGUGAACCUGUUCUCCUUAAGAACUUUCCAAAGCUCAAACUUCAAUAAUUCAGAAAGUUGCGUCACAAACAUGAACCCUAAACACUAAAAGAUAAAUCUGAUUAAAAUUAUCAAAUCAUGGUUGAACAAUGAACAGGCAGAUGUAAAAAAAAAAUACAAAUAUAAUGUAAUUAUGAAAAGGAUUUUCCCUUUGGAGACAAACAAAAAUCACAAUGGCCUUUUUAAUUUUUUUUCAUUGUUGUUAUUUUCUCUCCCAAUUUAUGGAGCUCAAAAUACCUUGGAAUGCUCAGAGCUGAUACAAAAUAAUAAAUGCACAUGUUACAUUUAUGAAAAUGCUUUAUAUCUUGAUUGCCAAGAUACAAACAUAAAAGAUAUAAAAAAUGCACUGAAAAGGGUAACAAAUGUGCAUUCUUUUUCUAUUUAUGACCUCGACGACGGCGACGAAGCUUUGGGACCACAUUUUAUACCACAAGGCGCUUGUAUAAAACAUAUUCACAUUUCGCGAACGAACAUUAGAGAGAUUGAUGAUGAAACUUUUAUGCCGUUGAGAAAGUGCCUUGAAACAUUAAGUAUUGUAUCGAGCAAAAUUAAAUUUAUACCACAAAAAGCACUCUCUGGUAUGCUUAAGCUUUUGUCACUUGAGCUAAUUUCAAACUAUAUCGAUGAAAUACCAAGUUAUAAUUUUUAUGGACUUCCAUUAAUUAAAUUAAUUAUGAAAGGAAACAUCGUUCGACGCAUAUCUGAUACUGCUUUUACAACCUUAGAGUUGUCAUUGUUAGAAUUAGACCUGAGUGAAAAUAAUCUCUCUUCGUUCCCGAUCGUCUCUAUAUGUAGUUUAAAACACCUCCGAAAUUUAAAAUUAGCCUGGAAUGAAAUUUUUUCAAUUGAAAAUACAGAAAACACAAGCCUUAUAUCCUUGGAACAUUUAGAUUUAAAUUCCAAUAAUUUUGAAUUUAUUUCAGAAGACUGCCUUAAAUUUAGUCCGUCCCUAAAAGAACUAUCAUUUCAUUUUAAUUUUAUUGCAAAUGUACAUCACAGAGCGUUUUACUCUCUAGUGAAUUUAAAAUCUUUAGAUUUGAGUCACAAUAGAAUCAAAAUAUUACACACAAAUAUUUUUCAAAACAAUAAGAAAUUAGAACUAAUAGAUUUAAGUCAUAAUCAUCUGCAUCAUAUUCAUGGUCUACUCUGCAAUAUUCCGACGCUUAGUAAAGUAUUUUUAAGUAAUAAUAAUAUACUUGAAGUGCCAAUAGAUUCAUUUUUUAAUUCAACUAAAAUUAGCGUGAUCCAAUUAGAUAAAAAUUGCAUACAUAAUUUAAAUAAUGAGAGUUUUAGUGAUUUAGAAAGUUUAGAAGAACUGCAAUUAGAUUUUAACUAUUUAUAUGAAGUGCCACAUCGUAUUUUUAUGAAUAACAGAAAUUUAACAAAAUUAAGAUUAGACAAUAAUAACUUUAGUGACAUAAACAAUAGUACUUUAGCCACUCUAAAAAAUCUUAAAGAAGUUAGAUUAAACAAUAAUUUACUUAAAUUUAUUUCCAAACAAAUGUUUAUAAAUUCUAUCGGUAUAGAAGAAAUAUACUUAAAUCACAAUAAAAUAAGUUUUAUCGAAUCUAGAACAUUUUAUAAAAUGAUACAUAUAAAAUAUAUCGCUCUGCACAAUAAUAAUCUUGUGGCUUUUAAUGACAUCUUACCCAGAAUAAAUUCAAAAUUGCUUCUACUUUAUCUUGAUUUCAAUCAACUAUCUUCGGUAAAUAAUAUCGUUUUGGGAUCACAAAAGCGGUUGCAUCAUUUAAGUUUAAAAAAUAAUAGCUUAAAAUUUAUAACAAGAAAUACUUUUAGUAAUCUUACAUAUUUAACACGCUUAGAACUAAACAAUAAUGAACUUUUAAUUAUUGAUGAUUUCUCCUUUCAAAGAUUAAACUCCGCGCGAUAUUUGAAUUUACAAAACAAUUUGAUAAAAAAUAUUACAAGUUACACAUUAUUUGGUUUAAGUGAGUUAGAAGAUUUAGAUUUAUCACACAAUAAAAUAGUUUUUAUUUUUGAUAUGGCGUUUGACAGCUUAAAGAAGUUGAGAGUAAUAAACUUAUCAUUUAAUCCCUUGAGAAUUCUUCAUAAAAAUCUAUUUCAACAUGGUCUUCCACUAAGUUCACUAUUAUUAGACAGCUGUGAAAUAGAGUACGUGGAAAAUGGUACAUUUGAAGGCUUGAAUAACUUGAAACAUCUCACAAUUAAAAAUAAUGCACUAAAAUCUAACGACUUGCUAUGUCUUGAUAUACCAAGCUUAAAACAUUUAGGUUUAUCAUACAAUAUACUUGACUAUCUACCUGUUGAGGCAUUUUCAAAUUUACCACUUUUAGAGACACUUUAUCUAGAACAUUGCAAUGUUGACAAAAUCAUAGAAGGUACUUUUAUAAAUAAUAGAAACUUAGAAAAACUCAAUAUUGCACAAAAUAUAAUAAGCAACAUUCCAGAAAAGCUAUUUAGCGCUGUUAAUUCUAUAUCACAGUUGAACAUAAGUAAUAACUUUCUAGAUUAUGCGCCAUACAACAUGUUUGAUAACUCCACAUUAAUUGAAACCCUUGAUAUGGCUGACAACUUAAUUCCUAAAAUUGAACUAAGUGGUUUUGGAAAAUUGAGAAAACUGAAAUCAUUAAUAUUACGUAAAAAUGAAAUACAAUUAGUCUCGAGUAGUAAAAGAGUAGUGUUGAAUGAGUUAAUACUAUUUGAUGUAAGUUAUAACAGAUUAGAUCAUUUACCCAAACAGUUAUUCGAAAUUUUUCCGAACAUACAAAGUAUUAAUAUAUCGCACAACAACAUUUUUCAUUUUGACUUUUUAUUUUAUAAAACAGUAGGAAUUUCGCUUAUCAAUAUAGAUCUUAGUAAAAAUCCUUCAGUUAGUUGGACUUUACCGAAUAAUAAUGAUAAUAACACUCUAAUGGCCAGUUUAUACGAAUUACAUAUUUGCUUUACAAAUUUAACCAUUAUAGAAGACACAAAUUUUGAAUUAUGUAUCAGUUUACAACAUCUUUAUUUAAAUUUUAAUAAAAUUCGACGCCUAUCAAUAAGCCCUUUUAUCAAGUUAAUAUUUUUAGAGAAUUUAGAUUUGAGUGUUAAUAGAAUUACACAUCUUAAAACAAGUAACUUUCGCGGACUUAUCAAAUUAAAUACUCUGUGUCUAUCCAAUAAUAAUGUAGAAUCAAUGGAAUCUUUUGACGAAGAUUUAAGUAAUUUAAAACUUUUGGAUCUUUCUAACAAUAAAUUGCAGAAUAUUAUAAAUGAACACUUUAUUCAUUUGAAAGAAUUGACUGUAUUAAAUUUAGCUUACAAUAAUAUAAAAUAUCUAUCAGCUACUUCAUUCAAUAACCUCAAUAAAAUAAUACAAAUAAACCUUGAGCAUAAUAAACUCCAAACAAUACCUAUAGAUUUACUUACUUCAAUAGAAAAUCAUGUACAAGAAAUAUCAAUAAAAGAUAAUAUAAUAAUAUGUCGGUGCCAAAAGAAUAAUACUUGGACAUGGAUUCAGGAUCAUCCUAAAAUAAUAAGGCCGUAUUCAGUUAUUUGUUUUAAUGAUGACUAUCCAAAGACAAUGUGUGAUUUUCCCUUAAUUGUUCAUUUAUCUAUUGACAAACACGAUGACAAUUCUGUUUUAAUCACAUGGUUAAUAAGAAAUCGUACAGCAUUAAAGGCCUUGAAAAUAUUAUAUUAUAAUGAAAAUGUGGAGUCGAAUAUAAAACUCAAACUGGUGGAUAAAAAUACUAUGUCGACUCUUAUUACUGACCUGACAACAAAUACACAUUAUAUUGUGUGUAUAUUGACGAUGUAUGAAGAUUUUGUGAUAGGUUUUGAUGACAAUUUCGUGUUUGCAAAUGAUACAGAUUCAGAAGCGAAUAAGACUUCUAACAUAGAUCGUAAUCUUUUAAACGCACUGAUUGCACAAUCUCCUGCAAGUGAAUGUGUAUCCUUCGAUACAAUGAAAAAACCAUUGAUUGUUAAAAUAAAAACAAAUAAAGGAUUUAAAAUGUCUACAAUACUAAACCGACGCACUGGACUGAUAGUUGGGUGCUGUUUGGGUUUUGUAGUAUUUUUUAUCAUGGUUACAGUUUUAUUAUAUACCAAAGUAAAAGAGAGAAAGAGAAUUGCCAAGUCUGAUCCAGCAUGGUCAGAGAUGAAUGAUUAUCAUUCAAUGCAAAGUAAAGAAGAUAUUCAAGACUCUACAACGGCUUCAACUGAUAACAUUUUGCUAGGAAUGACUAAACAUAUUAAUUUAUCUUUUGAUAAAACAAAAUAAUGUACCUUAAAUUUUCCAUUAAUCUGGGAUAAAAUUAAAUUUGAACUUGCUUAGAAAUUAGGAACCCACUAAAAAAAUAGAUGCUUAUUGUUUUGGUGCUUAGAUAUUGUAAGUUUAUUAGA
This is a messenger RNA of Pararge aegeria (speckled wood butterfly), 4502 nucleotides long. RefSeq names its product protein artichoke-like. The record is from RefSeq and is a predicted model, not a curated record. The transcript has 5 exons. Lineage: Eukaryota; Metazoa; Arthropoda; Insecta; Lepidoptera; Nymphalidae. Gene Ontology annotation, molecular function: protein binding. Bases 268 to 4380 code for a protein of 1370 amino acids.